AUGUUCCUCUUUGUUCGAGCGGCGAUCGGCUACUCGUUGGCGUUCGUAAAGGUGAAGACGUUGGAGAAAGAGUUAAGACAAAUGUUGCAAGACAGGAAGCGCUGCAAUGACAGUGAAAUGAAGGAAAGAGACGAAGAUGAUCAGCAACAGGCACUAGCUGAAUUGAAGGAGCGACUUGAGCUAGCUAUGGAGACGCACAAGAGUUGCACGACCUCCAUGUCUACCACCUACGCGCGAUUGGUGCUUCACUGUAGCAACUACGAGAACCACAAAGAGGACGAGCGCUUCUUCGAAUGUGUUUAUUUCUUCGUAUGCUCUGUGGUGAAGCUCGGAAUUACAGCGGAAUACUGGCGACCGAUUGAAGAAGAGCUGGGAUUUCUCUUUCGCGGCGCUCAAUUCAGCGCCAACAUCAAGCUGCACGCGACGACAGCCUACCAAGCUUCAAGUUCUUCUACAGAUCCGCAGGACACAUCAAUCUUCUGCGCAUUGUUGUCCAGACACUCCACCAGUUCCUGCACGCGUGAGAUCUCGUCAGGUACCUCGGCUUUCUGGACCUUGAGCUGA
This is a messenger RNA of Phytophthora nicotianae INRA-310, 564 nucleotides long. RefSeq lists its product as hypothetical. Bases 1 to 564 code for a protein of 187 amino acids. The record is from RefSeq and is a predicted model, not a curated record. The transcript has a single exon. Lineage: Eukaryota; Oomycota; Peronosporomycetes; Peronosporales; Peronosporaceae.